Molecule: messenger RNA, 423 nt
Organism: Pollicipes pollicipes
Lineage: Eukaryota; Metazoa; Arthropoda; Thecostraca; Pollicipedomorpha; Pollicipedidae
Product: golgin subfamily A member 7B-like
Exons: 3
Biological process (GO): protein targeting to membrane; peptidyl-L-cysteine S-palmitoylation
Cellular component (GO): palmitoyltransferase complex
Source: RefSeq, a predicted model, not a curated record
CACCUCAGCAACUGUCUGAAGGUGUUCAUCCAGCGGGACUACUCGGAGGGCACUGCCGUUCGCUUCCAGACGGCCAUGCCACCGGAGCUGGAGGGACGGAUUGAGCCGGGAGUGUUCGAAAACACGCUGACGACCAUCAACGAGAUAUUCAUGGAGGCGGAGGAGUUGAACUGUGCCACCUAUUGCGAGGGCUGCCUGGCCUGCCUCACCGCCUACUGCAUAUACACCUGCAUGGAUCCCCACUACGACAAGUGCGUGAAGAAGUGCUCGCGCUACAUCGUGGAGCAGAACGAGCGUCUAUGGCUGCCGCGCGGCCUGCUGCUCACCGACCCGAUCGAGCGCGGCCUGCGGGUCAUCGAGGUCAGCGUGCUGAACGAGCCGGCGCCGCAGCGGUGACGGGCGCCCGCCGACGCCGAGGGGGCC